Alosa sapidissima (American shad) is the source of this 2359-nucleotide messenger RNA. RefSeq names its product SKI/DACH domain containing 1 (gene skida1). The coding region runs from base 416 to 2359 and encodes 647 amino acids. NCBI's taxonomy places the organism in Eukaryota, Metazoa, Chordata, Actinopteri, Clupeiformes, Clupeidae. The record is from RefSeq and is a predicted model, not a curated record. The transcript is spliced from 4 exons.
CCCCAUCCGAUUCACACAAGGUGUCAGAUUGCAUGUAAAAAUUUCGUCCUCGAGGUAUCUCAUCUUGAACCGCAGCAGUGCUGUUCACCUUCCUCUUCUCCUCUUGAGCAAAUGAGAAAAGAAUUGAGGGACCGCAGGUACAGCGGCACAGACAGGCUACAGCCAGCCUGUCGGCAACCUCACACACAUUCCAUCAAUCAUGCUGGGCCCGGGUCAACGGACUGAUUGUGUGACUUCUUCAAAAAUCAUUCGUUUUUAUUUUCACAUCCUUAAGUUCCAUCCAUGAUGCAGUUUGGAGAUCAACUCAACUACUAAUUGCGGUUUCGUCAGCAGAAUGCCUUGAGAUAAAUACGCAGGAGUUUGCUGUGCAUGGACGUUCAACGCAUUAAAUGUUGGGAUUUACGUGGUGAGCAACAUGGGAGACCUGGAGUCUGGUUUUGAAGAGAUGCAGGGUGUAAAGUUGGGCUAUCUGGUGAUUAAAGGCAAGCAAAUGUUUGCCCUCUCGCAAGUCUUCACUGACCUCUUGAAAAAUAUCCCAAGGACUACUGUGCACAAACGAAUGGAUCACCUAAAUGUAAAGAAGCAUCACUGUGAUUUAGAGGAACUGCGAAAGCUCAAAGCAAUAAAUUCAAUAGCUUUCCAUGCGGCUAAAUGUACCCUGAUUUCACGAGAGGAUGUAGAGGCACUGUAUUUUUCUUGCAAAACUGAACGUGUGCUUAAAUCCAACAAAAGGAAGGUAAAAGCCAAGCCAUCGGAGAGUGUACGUACUGGCCAGGUUCACAAUGAUUCGCCGGAUGGAUUUUGGAAAGAAAAACUUUGGUUAAGUUUGCACAGCGUUCCACAGACUUUUUCAUUUAAAAACAAAGCUGGCCGGCAAGAGACUGCCUCCCGACCCGACUCCAAUCUACCUCAAAUUUACAGCAAAUCGCUUCGUCAUGACUUCCAAGCUGUCACAAAGUCUGCGAGUAAAACGUUCAAAAACUAUGAAACAACUCCGAUACCUAGCAACUAUGUAGCCUUUAAUCAGAGACACUCGUUUUUUCGGAAUGCUGUGAGCCGACAGCCAGUUCUUUACCAGUCCGCCAUUGCAGCUCAGUCCAAGCUCGCAGGCACCACCGACCUACUUUACAAGAGGAAAAGGAAGCGCGAGAGCACCGGGAGGCAGUUCUGGAACAGGAGCAGACCCAGUCAACAGCUUUUGUUUGUUCCGAAGUGCUGCAAGACAAAAAUACCCAACGGCUCUUUUCAUCUUGAUCACGACUUAUACCUCGACCACCAGCACACUGGGAAUUUUCAGGAGAGUUGCAGCAGCGACACUGAAUCUAGUUCCUUCUCGGAGCACGUAAACAAUGACUCGGAUUUUGGGUCAAGUUUGUCCACGACUAGCAACUCCGGAACCUCGGAUGAGGAGGAGGACGAAUCCCCCUCGGAGUCAUCGGAAGUCAGUUCCGACGAGGAGAGUUCGUCCCAGUCUGAUUCAAGUUCUGUGUCCAGCCAAGUGUCCAUACAGAGUAUUCGCUUCAGGCGCGCAAGAUUUACGAGUCUUAACACUAAAGCACCUUUGCUUUUGCAGCCGACCUUCCACUACAGUCUCCAGCCAAGACCAGGCGCACAUAGUGGAACAACUGCACCGAAUGAUGACAAAGGCAAAAAACAGCAAAAAUGUGGCUUUACCAAAUGCAGGGAUAACCGCGGAGAUGGCGAUGCCUUAAAUUUGCCUAAAUUCAACACGUCUGUUGCUGCGAGUUACUUCAUUGAUUCUAAAGGAAAAGGAGUUUCCAGCACACAACCACAGUUUGAAUUCCCACAUGAUCCAAAGACGGAGGACCUUACAGCUAAUGGAGCCAUCAAAACAGAGGCGGGGGAGCCCCUCUCGGCUACAAGUUCCAGCAACGAGACCAGACCGGUGAAAACACCUACCACUCUAUUAAAUAAUGUAAAAAUCAAAGUGGAAAGUACAUAUGACGAGUACGAAUAUGAGACUCAGGGUUAUGCGUACUCGACCAAAGGACAAGAGUCAGAAACAAACAACAGUCAAGACCCUAUUAAUGAGUUAAAACCAACUGACCGGUCAAGUAACUUCUCUAAAGCUAACGAAAGCACUGCCACUGUUCACAGGAAGACCCGUAGUAACCAGGAGGCAGAAAGCACUUUCAACACUGCUUGUCCAGUGGAGGGGGAGUACAAAAAUGGUGCACGAGUUCGGAAAAACUACAGGAGUUUGGCACUGGGAAGUCAGGCUGAAGCUCCGCGGAUUCAGGCGAGGGUGACUGCAAGAGUUGACAGGAGUCCUCGCCCAGCCGGUAAAGCGGAUAGUAAUGUAGGAUCAGGCGAGGGUUGCACGGGGGCCAGGGACUAG